Messenger RNA from Amaranthus tricolor (Joseph's coat), 2360 nucleotides. Its product is annotated as sorting nexin 2B-like. The record is from RefSeq and is a predicted model, not a curated record. The transcript is spliced from 5 exons. Lineage: Eukaryota; Viridiplantae; Streptophyta; Magnoliopsida; Caryophyllales; Amaranthaceae. Gene Ontology annotation, molecular function: phosphatidylinositol binding. The coding region runs from base 319 to 2016 and encodes 565 amino acids.
UGAUAAUUUGCGUGAAAAUAAAAUCCCCUCUUGUUCAUAGGUACACUCUUUUCUCUCUCCUCUAGACCGCAAAAUUAUUCGUGACUGAUAACUCCAAUUCAAUUACUCAUCAUCAUCUUCUUCUGUAUGUCUCUCAUUCCUCCAUUAUCGGCUUUCCGAAUGCAGAUUCUGGUUCGUAAUUUCAUUUGCUUUUAGUAGUAUAGAUAAUAGUUUGAAAUUGCUAGGAAUAACAUUUAGGAAAUUCAUUCAAUUUGAUUUUGUUGAUGCUUGUUUUUGUCGAUUGAUAAAUAAUAUAUUGGAGUAAUAAAAUAUAGAAAAAUGAUGGGCUUUGAGAAUGACGGAGGAGCUCAUCCAGAUGAUAUGCAAACCCUAAUUCUUGACGAUCCAUUAUUAUCAUCGUCAUGUUCGGGUUCUAAUUAUGAAACUGUAAUUACGCCUUUAUCUGAUUCAAAUAGUAAUCAUCCUUUAUCAUUUCCUUCAAUUGUUGUGGCACCUGCUGAUUCAGAUCCAUUGUUGUCUCCUUUACAAGGAGAAGAUCAUAUUAGCUCAAAAGAUAAUGAUUUUAACUCACAUUUUGAUGAUUCUGAUUACUCUGAUGUGUUUGUUAAUCCAAUUUUGGGAGAGGUUCAUAAUGGUGGGGAAACGAACGGGAUUGGGAGCCCUAAGGUGAGUUUUGAGAGCUUCUCAAGGUCGGAAUUGGGUUCAGAGUAUUUGCAUAUUACUGUUUUGAAUCCUCAGAAGGAGCAUGAGGUGUCAAAUUCGAUUGUUCCUGGAGGGAAUACGUAUGUGACUUAUUUGAUUAGUACAAAGACCAAUAUGCGAGGGUUUGGUGGGUCAGAUUUCAGUGUUAGGAGGAGGUUUAGGGAUGUUGUAACGUUAGCAGAUAGGUUGUCUGAGUCGUAUAGAGGUUUUUUCAUACCACCUAGGCCAGAUAAGAGUGUGGUGGAGAGUCAAGUGAUGCAUAAGCAGGAUUUUGUUGAGCAGAGGAGAUUAGCAUUGGAGAAGUAUCUGAGGAAAUUGGCGGCUCAUCCUGUGAUUAGCACAAGUGAUGAGUUGAGAGUGUUUUUGCAAGUGCCUGGGAAGCUACCUUUGCCUACGAGCAUAGAUGUAGCAUCAAGGAUCCUAGAUGGGGCUGCUAACUUACCUAAGCAAUUAUUUGGGGAUUCAAGGAAUGUUGUGGCCUCACACGAGGCUGUUCAACCUGCUAAAGGUGGAAGGGAUUUGUUGAGGUUGUUUAGAGAGCUGAAGCAGUCUGUUACAAGUGAUUGGGGAAAUUCUAAGCCGGCAGUUGUUGAGGAAGACAAAGAAUUCUUGGAGAAGAAGGACAAUCUUUUCGAUUUCGAGCAUCGUCUUACGGAUGUGUCUAAACAGGCUGAAUCACUUGUCAAAGCUCAGCAAGAUAUAGGAGAUACAAUGGGAGAGUUGGGGCUCUCAUUUAUCAAAUUGACAAAAUUUGAAAAUGAGACAGCAACUUACGACACUCAAAAAACACGUGCUUCUGAAAUUAAAAACGUAGCAACAGCUUGUGUUAGAGGCAGCAGAAUAUAUAGGGAGUUGAAUGCCAAAACAGUGAAAAACCUGGAUACCCUUCACGAAUAUCUUGGGGUUAUGUUAGCGGCUCACAAUGCAUAUUCAGAUCGUGCAAAUGCUUUGUUGACAGUUCAGACACUUCUGUCAGAGGUAUCCUCUUUGCAAUCUAGGGCUGAAAAGCUAGAAAGUGCAUCUUCUAGAGUCUUUGGUGGUGAUAAGGCCAGAAAUUACAAGCUGGAAGAGUUGAAAGAAACCUUGAAAAUUACUGAAGACUCGAAAAACUGCGCAGUCCGAGAGUAUGAGCAAAUCAAGGAAAAUAAUAGGAUUGAACUUGAGAAAUUGGAAAGAGAAAAACGUUCUGAUUUUCUGAAAAUGCUGAAGGGGUUUGUAAAUGAUCAGGUAAACUGUGCUGAAAAAAUGGCUAAUUUAUGGUCAAAGGUUACAGAAGAUACUAGAGGAUAUAUGAAAGAAAGUUCCAGAGUGUAGUACAUAACUGUAAACUGAAAAGAGUAGAUUGUUCUUGUGUCUUUCACAAAUUUUCCACACUGUUAGAUUAAUCGAAGACAAGGCAACUGCAGUCUGCAUACUACCGAGAGAAUCAGAAUCGAAAGUGCUAUAUAACUUCCAGGUAGUUUUUUGAUGUGUUUUAUCUGUAUUUUGAUCUUGUACAUCAUGUAAUGUACUUCCACGAUUACAUGUGAACAUUUGAAAUUCUAAUAAGAAGUAAAAGGGAAUGCCAGGUUAUGUAAUAACCUUUUUAUUCGGUUCAUUCUAUGACAUUUUUAUUCUCGAUGGUGCGAAAUGAAGUAUAUCAACUGUAUUUUAGUGGC